GCUUGCCAGCGUAUAAAAACUACACUCGGUCGAUGGAUCAGCAACAGUUGAUCGCCAGCGUCCAUCCGGUGCAUACACAGCUACAGGAAUUCCAAUCCUCUCAAGCAACACACCGAGCUUACCCAAAAGUUCCCGCAAUGAACUCCGUAACCGUACUCGCCAUCUUCGCCGCCUCCUUGGCCUUCUGUGCCGGCGAUGUGUCGCAUUUGUCGCGCAGCUAUCUGCCUCCUUUGAGCGGCGGCUACUCCGGCUACUCCUCCGGUUACUCCUCGUAUCCAUCGUACUCGAGCGGAUCUGGUUAUUACUCGGGUGGCGGCAGCUACGCCUCGCCAAUCAUCUCGUCCAGCUACAAGAACUACGCGGUGCCGCAGUACACAACCUAUGCCACGCCAUCGCGCACCUAUUUGCCCGCGAAUGCGGGCUACACCGGCUACUCCGGCUACUCGGGCUACUCCGGCUACAAUGGAUUGGACACCAAGUACGGCAGCAAUGGUGGCUACGUCUACUAGGCGCUAAUCAAGUUUUCGGGAGGCCAGCAACAAUGGAGCCAGCAGACAAACUAUAUAUUCCUCUAAUCUUUUUUUUUUUUCUUGGCUAAGCAAUUUUCUUUAAUGGCUACUAAAUAUUUUCGAAUACUUAAUAACG
Messenger RNA from Drosophila melanogaster (fruit fly), 645 nucleotides. RefSeq lists its product as uncharacterized. The coding region runs from base 33 to 509 and encodes 158 amino acids. The record is from RefSeq and is marked reviewed. Lineage: Eukaryota; Metazoa; Arthropoda; Insecta; Diptera; Drosophilidae. The transcript is spliced from 2 exons.